CUCAACGUCGCGACGCUCAUACGAACGACUUAGCCACCACUGUUAGGCGGCGACAGCACGCGGGUUUCAACACUGAAAUUUUCGACGGUCAGUGCAUCAACGAAAAAGAGACUAUCCUCCAGCAACAAUGUCUUCCUCAGUGGCGAGGAGCUCCAAAUACUCAUACCGCUCAUCGGGAGCAGCUGGUGGUAGUGCCGAUGUCAGCAUCGAAUACAGUGCUGAUUUGACAGCCCUUUCUAGGCUUGAGGACAAAAUUCGUCUACUUCAAGAUGACCUCGAAAUUGAAAGAGAACUUAGAUCAAGAAUUGAAAGAGAAAAGGCUGAUCUCAGUGUACAGGUUAUCCAACUUUCUGAACGAUUGGAGGAAGCCGAAGGUGGUGCUGAAAGUCAGUUUGAAAUUAACAAAAAACGCGACACCGAACUGUUGAAACUUCGCAAACUUUUAGAAGAUGUCCAUUUGGAAUCCGAAGAAACUGCCGCCAUCCUCAAAAAGAAGCACCAAGAAAUCGUCGUCGACUUCCAAGAACAAAUCGACUCUCUUGCUAAAGCCAAAUCUAGAGCUGAAAAAGAGAAGAGCAAAUUCCAGAGCGAAGUGUACGAGCUUCUCGCUCAAGUAGAGAGCGUAACAAAGGAACGCUUAAUCUCCGUCAAACACGCCGAAAAAUUGGAGAUCACCAUCAGCGAACUCAGCGUCAGAAUCGAGGAGUUGAACCGCACCAUCGUAGACAUCACCUCACACAAAACUCGCCUCUCUCAGGAAAACAUCGAACUCACCAAGGAAGUACAAGACAUCAAGGUCAACCUCGAAAACGCCAUCUACCUCAAGUCCCAACUCGCUGGCCAAUUGGAAGAUGCCAGACGUCGCGCUGAAGACGACGAGAGAAGGCGCUCCCUCCUGGAAGCCAACCUCCACCAGGUCGAAAUAGAGCUCGAAUCUGUACGUGUCCAACUUGAGGAGGAAAGCGAAGCCCGUCUCGACCUUGAACGCCAACUCGUCAAAUCCCAAGGUGAAGUUCAAGUAUGGAAGUCCAAGUAUGAAACCGAAGCUGCCGCCCGCGCCGAAGAAGUUGAGGAACUCCGUCGUAAAUUCAAUGCCAGGAUCCAAGAACAGGAAGAACACAUCGAAGCUCUCUUGGUUAAGGUCAAUAACCUCGAGAAGCAAAAGUCUCGCCUCCAAUCUGAGGUCGAGGUUCUCAUCAUCGACUUGGAGAAAGCCAACAACACAGCCAGGGAAUUGCAGAAGCGCGUCGAACAACUCGAAAGGAUCAACAUCGACCUCAAGACUCGUCUUGAUGAGACCGUCCAGCUGUACGAGCAAAGUCAACGCGAUCUCCGCAACAAAGUCUCUGAACUACAGCGCACUGUCCACGAAUUGGACAAAACUCGCGAACUUAAGGACCAACUUGCUCGCGAAAAUAAGAAAUUGGCCGAUGACCUUUCUGAUGCCAGAAUUACCAUCACCGAACUCACCAGACGUCUGCAUGAGGCUGAAUUGGAAAUUCGUCGUCUUGAAAAUGAACGCGAAGAACUUACCGCUGCUUACAAAGAAGCUGAAGCUGGACGCAAAGCUGAAGAACAACGUGCUCAACGUCUGUCUGCGGAACUCGCCCAGUUCCGUCAUGAGGCUGAGAAACGUCUUCAUGAGAAAGAUGAGGAAAUUGAAGCCAUCCGCAAAGCUACCAGCAUUGAAAUUGAACAGCUCAAUGCCCGUGUCGUCGAGGCCGAGACCAGGCUCAAGACCGAGGUCGCCCGCAUCAAGAAGAAGUUGCAGAUCCAGAUCACUGAACUUGAAAUGUCCUUGGACAGCGCCAACAAGAUCAACAUUGACCUCCAGAAGACCAUCAAGAAGCAGUCCUUCCAGCUCACUGAAAUCCAAGCUCAUUACGAUGAGAUCCAACGCCAGUUGCAGGUCACCUUGGAUCAACUUAGCGUCUCCCAAAGGAGAGUACAAGCCCUUACCGCAGAAGCUGAAGAGAUCAGGGGCAACUACGAAUCUGCCCUUCGUGGUAAGAGACAAGCCGAGCAACUGUACGAAGAAGCUGGCACCCGCAUCAACGAACUUACCACCAUCAACGUCAACAUUGCUUCAGCUAAGAGCAAAAUUGAACAGGAACUGUCUACCGUUGUUGCUGACUACGAUGAAAUCACUAAGGAACUUCGCAUUUCAGAUGAACGCUUCCAACGCGUUCAGGCUGAACUGAAACAUACCGUUGAAAUCCUCCAUGAAGAACAGGAACGCGUUGUGAAGAUCGAGGCCAUCAAGAAGAGUCUUGAAAUUGAAGUGAAGAACUUGUCCAUCCGUCUGGAGGAAGUUGAAGCCAAUGCUAUUGUUGGAGGAAAACGUAUAAUCAGCAAAUUGGAAUCUCGUCUUCGUGAUUUGGAAGCUGAAUUAGAUGAAGAAAAAAGACGUCACGCUGAGACCAUCAAGAUCUUGCGCAAGAAGGAACGCACAGUUAAGGAAGUCAUGAUCCAAUGUGAAGAAGACCAGAAGAACAUCGCUCUUUUGCAAGAAUCUCUUGACAAAUCCAACCAGAAGAUCGUCUUAUUCAAGAGGCAGUUGCAAGAAGUGGAGGGAGUUUCCAGCCAGAGCGUGACCCGCGUGCGCCGCUUCCAGAGAGAAUUGGAAGCCGCAGAAGACCGUGCCGAAACCGCCGAAUCAAACUUGUCCCUCAUCCGCGCCAAGCACCGCACUUUUGUCACUACCAGCUCGGUACCCGGCUCCCAGGUCUACCUGGUGCAGGAAAGCCGAACAGCCGAGAUUUAACUGCCCAUCAUAGCGACUAAUAAACUGCCUCAUGUGUCUUAACAUUACCUUUAUUUCGACAUGUGAUGUAGUAAAAAUAUGAUCAUGUUAUCCAAAUAAUUUUUUAUUUUUUUUUCUUUCGUGCACAUAAUAAAUAGAUAAAUAUAUAUAUAUAACAACCACUCUCUUUGAAAUAUUUUCAACAUAACGAAACAUACACAUUUCAUACAAAAAUAAAAAACAUAAGCGAUUUAUAUUUGUUUCUCGAUCGCACAUGUAAAUUACGUUAGGAGGAAGAAAUAUGUAGGUUUCAGAAUGUUAUUGUAUCAGCUGUAUUCUUUUAAUGGAGAUGCAGGGGUAUUGAAUAUGUAAUAUGUAAGUUGAAUGUACUGUGUAAGAAUAAAUUGCUUAUAUACAG
Messenger RNA from Anoplophora glabripennis (Asian longhorned beetle), 3161 nucleotides. Its product is annotated as paramyosin, long form-like. Gene Ontology annotation, cellular component: myosin complex. The transcript is spliced from 10 exons. The record is from RefSeq and is a predicted model, not a curated record. Bases 128 to 2764 code for a protein of 878 amino acids. Lineage: Eukaryota; Metazoa; Arthropoda; Insecta; Coleoptera; Cerambycidae.